GGUCCAUUUUUAUCGGAAGCUUUGUAGUAGCAAUAAUGCUAAUACCCAGCACAUGGGCUCUACCAUGUAGAGGAAAUGGCACCGCCCAGCAGUGACAGCUAUAUUGUGCGUGUCAAGGCUGUGGUUAUGACCAGAGAUGACUCCAGCGGGGGAUGGUUCCCACAGGAAGGAGGCGGGAUCAGUCGCGUGGGGGUCUGUAAGGUCAUGCACCCCGGCAAUGGACGAAGCGGCUUUCUCAUCCAUGGUGAACGGCAGAAAGACAAACUGGUGGUAUUGGAAUGCUAUGUAAGAAAGGACUUGGUCUACACCAAAGCCAACCCAACCUUUCAUCAUUGGAAGGUCGACAAUAGGAAGUUUGGACUUACUUUCCAAAGUCCUGCCGAUGCUCGAGCCUUUGACAGGGGAGUGAGGAAAGCAAUCGAAGACCUUAUAGAAGGCUCAACCACAUCAUCUUCCACCAUCCACAAUGAAGCUGAGCUUGGUGAUGACGACGUCUUUACGACAGCUACAGACAGUUCUUCUAAUUCCUCUCAGAAGAGGGAACAACCGACCCGGACAAUCUCCUCCCCCACAUCCUGUGAGCACCGGAGGAUUUACACCCUGGGCCACCUCCACGACCCAUACCCCGCGGACCACUAUCACCUCGAGCAGCCGAUGCCCCGGCCCUACCGCCAGGUGAGCUUCCCGGACGACGACGAGGAGAUCGUGCGCAUCAACCCCCGGGAGAAGAUCUGGGUGACGGGCUACGAGGACUACCGGCACGCGCCCGUGCGCAAGGCCCUGGACCCCGCCGAGGACGCGGACUCCUACGUGCGCUUCGCCAAGGGCGAGGUCCCCAAGCACGACUAUAACUACCCCUACGUGGACUCCUCGGACUUCGGCCUCGGUGAGGACCCCAAAGGGCGCGGGGGCGGCGUGAUCAAGACCCAGCCCUCGCGGGGCAAACCCCGGCGGCGGAAGGAGGACGGCGAGCGCUCCCGGUGCGAGUACUGCAGGGACAUGUUCAACCACGAGGAGAACCGGAGGGGCCACUGCCAGGACGCGCCCGACUCCGUGAGAACUUGCAUCCGCCGGGUGAGCUGUAUGUGGUGUGCGGACAGCCUGCUCUAUCACUGUAUGUCGGACCCCGAGGGCGACUAUACAGACCCCUGCUCGUGCGACACUAGCGACGAGAAGUUUUGCCUCCGGUGGAUGGCUCUUAUUGCCUUGUCUUUCUUGGCCCCCUGUAUGUGCUGUUACCUGCCCCUUCGGGCCUGCUACCACUGCGGAGUGAUGUGCAGGUGCUGCGGGGGCAGGCACAAAGCCGCCGUGUGACUCUGUGCCCCGCCCUCCGCUCCGUCCACGGCCACCGGGGAACUUGUCUCCCACACACUCUCAUCCUCCCCCCUGGGACCUGGGGCGCCAUUCCAGCCUGGGGAACCCUCCGGUGGACUCUGCACCUCCCAGCCACUCAUCCAUCCCUGCGCACAGUGUUCUAAAGAAAGGACCCCUCCUCCCCCACAUAGACUCGUGUAUUAAUAAUCUGUAAUCAAGCUAACUGUCUUAUACCUGUGUUGAUUUCCUGCCCACCUCUUCCAGUUCAAAGGCACCUGCAGUCGGAACUGUUUUUUUUGGUUUUUUUGAUGGGUCUUGUAGUUGGUUUUCCAAGAGCAUCGAAGACUAUCUUUCUCUUGGCUCAGCUUGCCUGUUGCCAACAAGCAUCACCGGGUUCCUGGAAGUGUGAUGUCAGAACGAGGAAACCCAACCAGAAGUAUUUUAACCCCACGGUAGUUGCUCUGUCUAGGAGGUGAGCUAGCUGACAAACAAGAUCGCUCUAACUUUUCUAAAGCCAAAUUUCCCAUGUAAGCCGCAGUUUCUAUCAUGAGCCCAUCAUCAUUUUCUGCCCCCGCCCCCAAAUCUGCCAGUUCUUCAGGAUGCAAACAUUCACCCGUAAAAUGACUAAGAAUCGAGCCUUAACUUCAGAUUAACUUGGGAGAAUCAGGAAAAUUCCUUAAACUGCAUCACAUCCUCUCUAGCCAGGGCUAGAAAGGAGAUUUCCGGAUUUCCCUGAGUCUCCCCAGUUACCCCUAAGGUAGGACUUUUUAAAAAUUGUGUCGCCACCACUUCCAAAAAUUUAGCAAUAUUGGAAGAAAAUGCUAAUAAAGUAAAAAAAUUUGCUUGCUGUUUUGGAAACCAAAUACUCUCUUCAAACACAAACCAGUGUUGGGAAACACUGAGGUUCCGGUAAAUAAAAUUAAAGGAGCUCCCCUCUCCCCAAUGGGGGUUUUCUGUUAACGGGGGAAGUUCUAAAUGCUGUAAAUUUGAGGAGUGGUGGGCUGCAUUUCGCACGUGGAUUUGUGUUUUUCUUUUGGACUCAAUUUCACGUCACCAAAUUCUUCAUUUAUACUUAGGAAAAAACAAGGCCAUAUGUAAAAACCCCUCCGAUGCCUAAGUGUCUUUCUCCUGCAACUCCACACCCAGACUUGCCACUUGGUGUGCACAGAUGGUUGAGUCAGCAGGCUAGGGCUCCCUGUCGCCUUGCCACGUAGGAGGCUUCGAAUUAGCUGGAAAAGAGUAUUUUUCUAAUCUAUUGCAAGGAAUAGCCAAAUCUUAGGGCAGAAAGAAGAAAAGUAAAGAAUGGUUUCCCUGUGCCCAGCAUAGUACAAUCAGAACGACGUGGAGAACACAGGGGCAGGUUUGUCAAACACUGUUCUUCCCGCCAUGAUCUUCCCGUGGUAACUGCCCGCUGAGGGCAUGGCCUGCUCCCUCCCCCCUCGCUUCCUCCUCCCUUCUCUAUGGCACACAGGACACCAGUCCUCAAGGAAAGGGACUUUUUUCCAAUCUUCCCAUCGUACGGGAAAGUGCUAGCCGUGCUUACCUUCGUGGAAUGUUUUCAGCUCUCCUGAGAGCCCGUCGCACUUCUUGAGUCAGAUCAUCGGUGCAAAUGCCCUCUGUGCUUCUGAGUUAGUCGGUAGACGUUUUCAUUGGUUGGAGUGACUGGUUUGGGCCUUUGGGUCUGGAAAGGGACCAGAGAGUUGUCAGUCUGGUGAUGGGAGAAAAGAGCGUUGCUUCCCUGCCUGGGGAACAUCUAGGGAACCGCAGCCAGCCUCCCAACGAUGUUGAGAGACCACCCCCACGCCCUGAGGGUUUUCCUCAAGGCCUUUCUCAAGGUCUCCUCUCUACAAAGCACAACACUAAUGUAUGUUUUGUUAGACCUCAGUUCCAGUGCCCCUAUUUAUUUCAGUAAGAAUACACAUACCCCCGCUUGUUUGUGGCUCUAUUUUGUUGUCUCUCUCUCCCUUCACCCCCUGUCCUGGUCCACCCCUUUGAAGAGUUAUGCCAGUGAAUCUUAACUCUGCCUAUGCUUUUUGGUUUGUGAAGGUAGCGGUGAAGGGCACAAGGACAGCCAUGGGGACAUUUAUGUAAAUACGUCUCUCUCUCAUCGCCACACUGCAGCUGAACAGUGUGUAGUAUUUUCCCAGUCAGCUUUGCCAUACUGACGUCAAUCAUUUGAAAGAAAUUAUUCAGAUUUUAUUUUUGUAUCUGUGGUAACAAAAACAUUAACCAAAAGAUUAUCUGUUUGGAAGCUUCUCCCGACACCCGCGCCCUCCCCCCCGCCCCCCCAAGCUAUUUGCUCACAUUAACAAAUUAAAGUGCCUGAAGCAUCAUUCAUUCUUUACCUGUAUACUAAAAACCCUGUUGUAUUGAUUUUUUUAUAAUAACCCUUUUUACCUCUGUGUAAAAAAUAUAUAUACAAGUGUAUGAUGUACAUUUUAAGUUCUUAACUUUUUUUUAUGGUUUCUAAUAUGUAUGACCAAUGUAGCCAUUGCUUUAAAAUGUACCGUGUAAAUAUAAACACAUCCUACGAGA
Messenger RNA from Myotis lucifugus (little brown bat), 3849 nucleotides. RefSeq names its product sprouty related EVH1 domain containing 2 (gene SPRED2). Gene Ontology annotation, biological process: multicellular organism development; negative regulation of MAPK cascade. Gene Ontology annotation, cellular component: membrane. The record is from RefSeq and is a predicted model, not a curated record. Gene Ontology annotation, molecular function: protein kinase binding. NCBI's taxonomy places the organism in Eukaryota, Metazoa, Chordata, Mammalia, Chiroptera, Vespertilionidae.